CGCCUCGCCCAUUAUUUUGCGGCUGGUUGGUAGCUGGAGGCUACUUCAACUCUCCAGAACUGUCCCUCUGUGCGUGGUUGCCGGGCUCCUGGUGUCGUAGGCCCUUUAAAAGUUCCCAGUUGCCCUUCACCGGGUUCUGCAAAACGGAAGUGGGGGCUCUGGACUUCGGCCCCAGACCGCAUCAGGAUGGCUUCCGUGAGGAUCCGAGAGGCCACGGAGCGCGACUGUGGCGAUAUCCUGAGAUUAAUCCGGGAACUAGCUGAAUACGAGAAACUCUCGGAUCAGGUGAAGAUCAGUGAAGAAGCUCUGAGAGCCGAUGGCUUUGGAGAAAAUCCUUUCUACCACUGUCUGAUAGCAGAGUUUCUUCCCGCACCCGGUGACACACAGGGGCCCUGCGUGGUCGGGUUUGGAUUAUACUAUUUCAUCUAUAGCACAUGGAAGGGACGAAACAUUUACCUGGAAGACAUCUAUGUGAUGCCAGAAUAUAGGGGUCAAGGAAUUGGUUCCAAAAUAAUCAAAAAGGUGGCUAAGGUGGCUCUCGACAAGGGCUGUUCCCAGUUCCGCCUGGCAGUCCUGGACUGGAACAAGAGGGCCAUGGACUUAUAUAAGACCCUAGGAGCCCGUGACCUAACUGAAGCUGAGGGUUGGCAUUCCUUUCGCUUUGAAGGAGAAGCGUUGAAGGCAUUGGCAGAGAAGUGAUGCCAUCCUUUGAGGACCUCUCUUUACUUCUCCACCAAUUCAAGCAUUUCCCAGAAGCUUAUCUCCCACAGAGACCUCUCUGAAGGAAAAGGUUUGUGAGUGAAUAGUCCCAAAACUACAGAAAGCAGAAUUUAGGGAGAACUUUUCGAUCCCCCUGUUGCGGAUGAAAAAUAAAUGAGAAUAACUGUG
Sorex araneus (European shrew) is the source of this 888-nucleotide messenger RNA. RefSeq names its product spermidine/spermine N1-acetyltransferase family member 2 (gene SAT2). Gene Ontology annotation, molecular function: N-acetyltransferase activity. NCBI's taxonomy places the organism in Eukaryota, Metazoa, Chordata, Mammalia, Eulipotyphla, Soricidae. Bases 187 to 699 code for a protein of 170 amino acids. The record is from RefSeq and is a predicted model, not a curated record. The transcript is spliced from 6 exons.